Molecule: messenger RNA, 2932 nt
Organism: Camellia sinensis
Lineage: Eukaryota; Viridiplantae; Streptophyta; Magnoliopsida; Ericales; Theaceae
Source: RefSeq, a predicted model, not a curated record
CCUUCAGAUCCGAUGCCCAAAUCAAACCAAACCAAUCCUCUGAAAAAAAAAAGGAAAGAAAAAGAAAAAAACAACUACGUACGGAGCACCUAACCCAAGCAACCCAACCGGACCCAAACCUGGGUUUGGCUCAAAUAUAUGUUUCUAGGAUUUUAAGACACAAACCAAACGUUGACCGACCCAUUCUCUCACAUCCAAUCGGGUGUACCGAAUCUUCUCUCCCCAUUAUCAACAGAAUCCAUAAAACAAACCCUAACCCUAACCCUGAUCUUCUCGGAUCGUCCGAUCGGACUCUCUCUCACACAACAGAUCGAAGCGAGAAUCAUCUCUCUGCAAUUCACUCUCAGGCUUUGGUUGAUAUUGAACCCAUGUGAUGGAAAUAUCAAAUGAUUCACCUGUUAAGAAACCGAAGAGGUUGACAUCUAUUGUAUGGAAUCACUUUGAAAGGGUUAAAAAGGCUGACAUUUGUUAUGCUGUUUGUGUACAUUGUAAAAAGAAACUUAGUGGAUCAAGUAACAGUGGAACUACUCAUCUGAGAAAUCAUUUGAUACGCUGUCUGAAGAGAUCCAAUUAUGAUGUUUCUCAAAUACUUGCAGCAAAGAGAAAGAGAAAGGAAACCACCCUUGCUGUAGCCACUGUUGUUGACUAUGAGGAGGGGCAAAGAAAAGAGGAGAUCAUUACUCCUUUAAAUAUUAAAUAUGAGCAUGACCAAAAAAAAGAUGAACCCAUCAACCUUGGAACCAUCAACCUUGGAAGUGCAAAGUUUGAUCAAGAGCGUAGUCGACUGGAUCUUGCACGUAUGAUCAUGUUACAUGGUUACCCAUUGGAUAUGGUUGAGCAUGUAGGAUUCAAAAUAUUUGUCAAGAAUCUCCAGCCAUUGUUUGAGAUUAUGACUAAUAGUGCCGUCGAGCUUGACUGUAUGACAAUUUAUGGGAAAGAGAAACAGAAAGUCUAUGAGACAAUACAUGCUUUGCAUGGCAGAAUUAGCCUUGCUGUUGAUAUGUGGGCUUCACCUGAAAAUGCUGGUUAUUUAUGUUUGACAGCAAACUAUGUGGAUGAGGACUGGAAGCUACAGAAGAAGAUACUGAAUUUCAUAACAUUGGAUGUUUCUCACACGGAUGACAUACUUUCAGAAAUUAUUAUCAAAUGUGUGAUGGAUUGGGAUGUUGAUCGGAUGUUGUUUGCCAUGACAUUUGAUGAUUUUUUCACUAACGAUGACAUUGUUUUCAAAAUUAAGGAAUGGUUCUCUCAAAACAAGCCUCUUCUGAAGAAUAGCCAGUUGUUUGAUGUGCGCUGCGCAACACAUGUUCUAAAAUCUAUUGUUUCGGAUGCCAUGGAGGCAGUUCAAGAUGUGACCCACAAAAUUCGAGAAAGUAUUAGAUAUAUUAGAAGUUCACGAGCAACCCAAGGAAAGUUCAAUGAGAUUGCUCAGCAAGUUGGAAUCACUAGUCAGAAGUGCUUAUUUACCGACUGUUCAAUGCGAUGGAAUUCUACAUAUCUCAUGCUUGAAACAGCUUUAGAGUACAGGGGUGCCUUCUCUGUUCUGCAAGAACAUGAUGCCAGCUACACAAUGGCUCUAUCGGAGAGAGAAUGGGAAUGGGCAAAUUCUGUUACUGGCUACAUGAAGCUUUUUGUUGAAGUUACAAAUGUCUUCUCAGGGAACAAAUACCCAACUGCAAAUAUAUAUUUUCCAGAAAUUUGUGACAUUCACGUCCAAUUGAUUGAAUGGUGCAAGAGCCCAGAUGAUUUUGUUAGCUCUAUGGCGUUAAAGAUGAAAUCCAAGUUUGACAAGUAUUGGAGCAAGUGCAAUUUGGCUUUAGCAAUAGCAGCCAUCUUGGAUCCCCGGUUCAAAAUGAAGUUGAUCGAGUAUUACUAUCCCCAAAUUUAUGGCGAUGAUGCCCCAAAUCACAUCAAGGAAGUUUUUGACAGUAUUAAGGAACUUUUUAAUGAGUACUCUGUGUGCUCUACUUCACUUGAUCAAGAUUCAGACAGGCCUGGCAGCAGCUUAUCUAAUACUAGUAAUGGUAUUAGGGAUAGACUAAGGGGCUUCGACAAGUUUCUCCAUGAAACUUCACAAAAUCAAAGCAUAACAUCAGACUUGGACAAAUAUCUAGAGGAACCAGUCUUUCCACGUAAUUACGAUUUCAACAUAUUGAAUUGGUGGAAAGUCCACAUGCCAAGGUACCCCAUCCUAUCAAUGAUUGCACGUGAUGUUUUGGGGAUACCUCUGUCAACUCUUGGACCAGAGAUGGCAUUCAGCACCCGGGGCAGGGUGCUUGAUCAUCAUCGGAGUUCACUUAAUCCAGAUAUCAGAGAAGCUUUGAUAUGUGGGCAAGAUUGGUUGCGGAUGGAAUCAGAAGCAACCAACUGCAACCCAUCCUCAAGCCAUUCAGCUUUGCCUCUUCUCAUGGAGACAAAUUAAUGUUUUCAUGGUACGAAUCUAUUAGUUUUGCCUUUUGCCCCCUCUUCCCAUAAUAUCUCGUAUAUUUGUAUAUUUGCUGAUAUUCUCGUUUUCUUUAUCUUUCGAUUGUCUUCUCAUGCAAGGUAGAUGAUCAGAUCGUAUGAUGGUGUCUGACCCUUUUAAUUUUAGGCAUUGUUCUGAUGCUUUAAAGCUGUUAGAUGAACCUCUGCUUUGCUUGUCCAAAAUUUUCACUUAGACUAGAUGGAUAAUUAUUUUCUUGUUUAUCUUCUUCUUCUUCUUCUUCUUUUUUUUUUUUUUUUUUUUUUUUUUUUUUUUUUUUUUUUUUUUUGGUAAAUGUACAUUUUAGUAACGAUCUUGACGCUUUGUCCGAUGAUACAACUGAAGGAAGCCUCCCUUUCACCAUUUAGAUGCCCCCUGUUGGUAGUGUUUGAUUGUUGAUUUCCAAAUCACAAUGAAACUGGAUUGGUGACGAGCAUUAUUAUUAUUGGUUCAUUUUAUGUUUCCCUUUCC